Suillus clintonianus is the source of this 1167-nucleotide messenger RNA. RefSeq lists its product as uncharacterized. The coding region runs from base 95 to 964 and encodes 289 amino acids. The transcript has 16 exons. The record is from RefSeq and is a predicted model, not a curated record. Lineage: Eukaryota; Fungi; Basidiomycota; Agaricomycetes; Boletales; Suillaceae.
GCGCGCCCCGCGGCCUUAUAUCAAUCGAUAGCCUGAAAAAGGCCUCAGGUGCACUUUUAAAGGCCACUCAUUGUUUUUUCCUCGUCCGAACUUGAUGAGUACCGCUCUAUACGUCGACGCUGGCAUUCAGGCAUCCAAGUACUGCAAUGUCGGAACAUUUGCUGUUUUAGUUUUUGACUAUUGCAUCACUCUAGAGGCAGAGUCGCAGUGGGUAUGGCACCGAAAAUGGACGUUGGUGCGAUUUAUAUUCACCCUAUCGCGGUACUUGCCAUUCUUUGGCAUUGGGAUGACAUUCGUGGCUGCGUUUCGAACACAAUACUAUCCUGGUGAAAGUUGUGUUGUGUAUGGAAAGGCGUCCAAUGUGUUGCACAUUCUGUCCAUUUUAGCUGCAGAAGGAUUGCUAAUAACGAGGAUAUAUGCUUCAUGGAACAGCAAGCGUCUUUUGAUAUCCUUAUUGGUAUUUUCUGCAAUUUGUGUGGUCACUUCUUAUAUCCUCUCGGACACCAAACUGGUACCUAAUUCUACAAACACGACCCCAAUUUACUUUCCGAACAUGAUCGGUGUUGACAUACCGGAUCCGGGCGAUUGUCUUUUUAUAGGCGGGAGAAACAAUGUCUUUAACUACGCUGCAUUGUUACUUUAUGAACUGGUUCUCUCCUGCUUGAUGUUGUUCAUCAGGUUCAGAAGAUACCGGGGUACUGUUGGGCUACUCCAACGAACAUUUUUCAAUGAUACCAUGAAGUAUAUGAUUUGCAUCAUGAUCAUGUCCUCAUUCAGUAUCCUCUUGACCAUGUUGUCUCCGGGUACAUGGGUUUCUAUCACAAACUCUCCGGAGAUCGUCAUUCACAGCGUCCUGGCCUCUCGCAUACUUUUCAACAUACGAGAAAGUGAAGGACGCUCGGGAACAGAGCCUCAGGUGGAGAUAUCUGAUAUUCAAUUCGCAAGGCCAUCCCCUCAAUGCUGAGAUUCGAGGUUUCAUGAAGAUUAUGGGUGGAGUACAGGGCUAGUCCCAGCACGUAUAUGUUUCAUUGUCAAAUACUGGGUAGUCGGCUUACGAAGGAUAGCACACCGUCGACUGUGAAGUAUUCGCCGUUUCACCUUCACCCACUUCACCGUAGCUUAGCACUAUCCGUUUGCAUAGCCAUGUUAGUUCCUUGGCACAGCACC